CACGCUUUCCAGGAUCUCUCAGCAGCCAACCCAGCUUCUCCUGCCCUCGCAACCAUGCGCGCUGCUGCCCAGACUACCGGUGCUCUUGCGCUGCUGUUUCUGCUGCUGUUCAGCAUUUCGAUUCAAGCAUCUGAUCCCCCAACUUCCUGCUGCUUCAGCUACACAAAAAGGAAGAUUCCACGUAAUCUUGUGGUCAAUUAUUAUGAAACAAGUAGCAAAUGCUCUCAGCCAGCUGUCGUGCUCAUCACAAAGAAAAAACUACAGAUUUGUGCUGAUCCCGCUGAGAAGUGGGUCCAAGAUUGUAUGAAUAACUUCAAAGCGAACCGAACAGCGCAUGGAACUGAGGCAUAUGCAGCAGAAAUGAAAGCCUAAGGGCAUAACACGAUUGCAUAAAUUAUUGUCUAAUCAAGGUGCAACUGCAGUUAAAUCUCAGGGAUUUAUUUUAAAAUAUUUAAAGUAUAUUUAAAGUGUUCAGGGAAUGAAUUUUCACUCCUAGUAAUUAUUUUAUUUAUGUAACAGAUGGAACCCAA
Molecule: messenger RNA, 530 nt
Organism: Python bivittatus (Burmese python)
Lineage: Eukaryota; Metazoa; Chordata; Lepidosauria; Squamata; Pythonidae
Product: C-C motif chemokine 4-like
Biological process (GO): chemokine-mediated signaling pathway; positive regulation of cell migration; inflammatory response
Cellular component (GO): extracellular region
Molecular function (GO): CCR chemokine receptor binding; chemokine activity
Source: RefSeq, a predicted model, not a curated record